AUGGCGCUGUUUUCAGCAGCAGCAAAAGGAGACUUCCUGAAGAUACAAUCAUUAAUUGACUCGGAGGACAGAUCAGAGGGUUCGGGAGGAGUUGAUGUAAACUGCUCGGAUGUAUCUGGCAAGACGGCCCUCCACAUUGCUUCGGAAAACGGACAUUUGCAAACGGUUAAAUGCCUUACCAAUCAUGGAGCAAAGGUGAAUGCGGUCGAUGCUAAACUACAGACAUCGGUUCAUUUAUGCUCAAAAAAGGGCCAUAUUCGUGCGGUAGAGCUGUUGGUGAACGAAGGAGCAGAUAUUGAUGUUGGUGACACAGAUGGGUUUACAGCUCUUCACAUAGCAUCAUUGGAGGGUCAUCUUGAUAUUGUCAAAUACCUUGUUAGUAAAGGGGCAGACCUGGAGAGACUUGCUAUUGAUUACUGGACACCUCUACUCAUUGCUUUAGACGGUGGCCAUCUUGACAUUGCAGAGUACCUGUUGACAGAAGGAGCAAGCAUUAACACAUGUGUUAAAGGUGGAUAUACAGCUCUACAUAUUGCUUCAAAAACUGGUAAUAUUGAUGGGGUGAAAUAUCUAACCAGUCAAGGAGCAGAGCUGGAUAGGAGUACUGGCGAUGGUUGGACCGCACUUAGUUUGGCUUCAUUUGGGGGACGCCUUGACAUUGUCAAAGUUCUCGUUAACGAAGGGGCACAGCUUGACAAAUGUGACGGUACCGACAGGACACCCUUGUCUUGUGCUUCUCAAGAAGGUCAUCUUGAAGUCGUCGAGUAUAUCGUGAACAAAGGAGCAGGCAUUGAAAUUGGUGAUAAAGAUGGGCUAACGGCUCUUCACAUAGCAUCAUUAGCGGGUCAUCUUGAUAUCGUCGAAUAUCUUGUUAGGAAAGGAGCACAUCUUGACAAAUUCGUCGAGUAUAUCGUGAACAAAGGAGCAGACAUUGAAUUUGGUGAUGAAGAUGGGUUAACAACUCUCCAUAGAGCAUCAAUGAAGGGUCAUCUUGAUAUUGCCAUCUUGAAGUCGUCGAGUAUGUCGUGA
Molecule: messenger RNA, 1029 nt
Organism: Strongylocentrotus purpuratus (purple sea urchin)
Lineage: Eukaryota; Metazoa; Echinodermata; Echinoidea; Camarodonta; Strongylocentrotidae
Product: ankyrin repeat domain-containing protein 50-like
Exons: 3
Coding region: 1-1029 (342 amino acids)
Cellular component (GO): cytoplasm
Molecular function (GO): protein binding
Source: RefSeq, a predicted model, not a curated record